Messenger RNA from Leishmania mexicana MHOM/GT/2001/U1103, 723 nucleotides. RefSeq names its product similarity to endo-1-like protein. The transcript has a single exon. The record is from RefSeq and is a predicted model, not a curated record. Gene Ontology annotation, molecular function: hydrolase activity. Bases 1 to 723 code for a protein of 240 amino acids. Lineage: Eukaryota; Euglenozoa; Kinetoplastea; Trypanosomatida; Trypanosomatidae.
AUGUCUGCGGAGCACCCGAACCGCUGCUGCCCCACCGAAAAGGGCCCCGCCAAGUGCGCGUACAGCCCCGCUGGCAACGAUCUCUACAUUGUGGGCCCCUACAACAGCAAGGCUGGCGUGGUGCUCGUGUGCGACAUCUUCGGUUUGCUGCCCAACUCGAAACGCUUUGCUGACGUGCUAGCUGAGCAAGGCUUCCUUGUAGUCAUGCCGGACUUUUUUGGAUCGCUGGCAUGGCCUGAGUCAGAGUGGCCCGCUGACUUCCAGUCGACGCGAUGGACCCAGUAUGUGGAAAAAAUCACGCAGUUUGACAGCUUUGUGCCUCGCAUGGAGGCGGCGAUCGCGGUGCUGCGCCAGGUGGGGUGUGCGAAGGUCGGCGCCAUUGGCAUGUGCUGGGGUGCUACCCUGCCGUUCAUGAUGGCGGCACAGGGCAAGAUCGACGCUGCCGCAGCAGCGCACCCGUCCUUCUUCACUGCCGACGCAUUGAGGGCCGCGAAGGCGCCCGUGCUGGUGCUGCCGUCGAAGGACGAGCCUCCCAUGGAAGAUGUCGAAGCCGCUGUCAACUCGCACCCGAUGGAGCCGCACGUGUACAAGCGCUUUGACACCCUGCAACACGGGUUCUUUGGUUCCCGCUACAACCCUGACACGUACACAGCUGCGGAAGUCAAGGAUGUGGAGAUGGCACGUCAGCUCGUGUUGGACUUCUUCAAGAAGUCACUCCAUUAG